AUGACGACCCAACCGGUGAGAACCCACAAGAUGACGAUCCACACGAUGACAACCCACACGAUGACCACUCACACGAUGAACGAUUACGACCCACACGAUGACGACCCAACCGGCGACAACCCACAAGAUGACGAUCCACACGAUGACGAUCCAACCGGUGACAACCCACAAGAUGGCGACCCAACCGGUGACAACCCACAAGAUGACCACCCACACGAUGACGACCCAACCGGUGACAACCCACAAGAUGACGACCCAACCGGUGACAACCCACAAGAUGACGACCCACAUGAUGACAACCCACACGAUGACAACGCACACGAUGACGACUCACACGAGAACGACCCAUACGGUGACAACCCACACGAUGACAACCCAACCGGUGACGACAGAGAAGAAGACGACGAACACGAAAACAACCCACACGAUGACGACACACACGAUGACGACCCACAAGAUGACGACCCAACCGGUGACAACCCACAAGAUGACAACCCACACGAUGACAACCAACACGAUGACAACCAACACGAUGACGACUCACACAAGGACGACCCCUACGAUGACAACCCACACGAUGACAACCCACACGAUGACGACCCACACGAUGACGACCCACACGAUGGCGACUCUCACGAUGAUGACCCACACGAUGACGACCUACACGAUGACGACCCACACAAUGACGACCCAACCGGUGACGACACAGAGGAAGACGACGAACACGAAAACAACCCACACGAUGACGACCCACACGAUGACGACCUACACGAAGACAACCCACAGAAUGACGACCCCACACGAAGACAAUCCACACGAUGA
Mya arenaria is the source of this 822-nucleotide messenger RNA. RefSeq names its product protein PFC0760c-like. Lineage: Eukaryota; Metazoa; Mollusca; Bivalvia; Myida; Myidae. Bases 1 to 822 code for a protein of 273 amino acids. The transcript has a single exon. The record is from RefSeq and is a predicted model, not a curated record.